AUGGCGCAGAUGCAGCACAUACCUAGGUCCGAGGCUGAGGGGGGGCGGCCAGCCCGAGGCACACAUCCAGGGUCCGCGGUGGCGGAAACUGAUCCCCCUGAGGCUACACAUUCAGCUCCCGACUACGGAUACGAGGCCGUGUCGAAGCUGGUCACGCUAUACGGCGUCGACAGCACGGGUCUGGCUGACUUUUAUAGACACGAUAAGACAGCAUUCGCCAAGGCCGUUGUAGACAGGUUUCAUCGCCGCGAUCGCAGCAAGGGCCUCCUCCUGGAUACACGGAACUCGCCUCUGGUGGACGUCACGUCAUACUUCACGCUUGGUGAGGUGCUGGACUCCGAUGAGGCAUGCGGGACCGCGGCGUCGCCGAGCACAACCGACGUAGCCGAGGUAACCCGGCUCACGACACACUCACCAUCUCACGACAAGCUUAUACACGAAGUUGUAGCAGAUUACGGCAGUGAUGGCGGCGUCUUGCCGCUGCCCGAGGUUGCUGAUGUCGGGGAAUCUCCGCAGGGUGACGUCGCUCUGUCGGAAGCACCGCCGCAGGAGCGGGAACAAGCCCCAUCCACAGCCGCUGAAGACAUCGCCGCAUCCACAGCCGCUGAAGACUUCGCCGCAAACCACGUUGACAGCGAAGAUGUAGCUGCCAGUUCGGAGGACCCGCCGUCGUUGCCAGAGGAGGCAGGCGCCUCUACUGAGCCCGAGAUCGAUGCGUCCAACGACACAAAUUAUCAAGAUGCAAUGGGCGCUGAUGCCUGCCAAUCACAACCCCAACCAGCCAGCGGCGAGCAAAAUCGGAUGUUACCCACGGCGGCAAUGCUUUGGGCGGAGACCUCGGAACUCGAUGAAGUGGAGCGCCAAGACCCGCACAACACGCCCGUUGAUGCUCACAUUAAGAUUGGAAUGAAAGAAUCAUUGGAUUGGAUCGAAGACACAGUUUCAUUGCGAUCUGAAUCUCAACCGAGUCACGCGUUGCAAGAAGCUGAGGUUGAUGAGCCACACGCCGAGACCAUUUGCACGCCGGGCAAAUCGGAACAUUGCCAUGAGGUGAGCAGCAGCAUCGCAGAUCCAAGCUUACCGCUGGAUUGCGAAACGACAUCUAUUGGCGAUGUUAUGCCGCCAGAUGGAGUAGCUGUCAACGCCAGUGAUUCCUUGUUUCACGGCCACGACGAACGCCCUGUGGCGGUUCAUGCAGUAGACGAACCUUUGGUGGGCAAUGAUACGGAAGAAAUGCGGACUGGCGAAGAGGGCGCAAUGGUGUCUGAAGAUACGGUAUUGCAACAAUGCGAAAUCAACGUUGAUACAGAAACAUCGACGAACGAUUAUCUCGUGUCCGAGGAUGUGCACCAGGUAGACUCCGAGAAUGCGGAAGAUAACGUAUACAAAACAGAUGGUAACUUGGACAACAGAUCUGAACCUAUUGGUGAGGCUGAGGAUUCCCAGGAAAACCAUGACCUACCUACCAUUGCUAACGGUGAGGCAGACAUCCAGGAUGUUGUUAUGCUGGAUGACUCGGCAGCAGUUGCAGACUCUGAGCAGCCCCAAACUGUUAUUACGCAGGACAUUGAGCAAGACGCCCCAGGUGAAUCAGCGGAGUCGCAACCCGAUCUCCCGGUAAAAACAGAGGCAGACGAAUCGAUGGCGCAGGAUCCCAUGUUAGAUUCGAGCGAAAGUGGAAAUGAAGUUUUUAACGAGAUUCAAGGUGUCACCAAUCACGAAUAUUCAAAUGAAGUUGAUUUUUACAAUGAAACAGAUGCUGACACAGUAAUGAAAGUGACCCAUGAGGAAGAGGAGGGGACGCAGCAGCCCGCUGACGCUGACGACGAUACGGGGUAUUGUGCAGUCACGCAGUGCCAGAUAGAUAUAGCUCCUUCGACAGUCGAUAAAGACGCGUUGUCGCCGGUACGAAAUGAUGAAACUAUGGUUACGGACAUGGUAGAUAGCAGUGACACCUUUGUGGAGAACCGACAUCGCGUAACUGAAAUUUUGCGAACGCUAGAUCUGAAGCAGGUGGAAAACCUGCGCCAAAGCGUAGAAAACGCUAUGCAGUUGGCAUCGGAGUCAUGUGGGAUUGAGGGCGCCCACCUCGCCUUUGUGUUGCUGCUGUUCCUGGAGAUGGGCCAGCGGGAGCCGGUAAGGUUGUCGCUGUUCGUGACGCUGACCGCAAGGACACUCGCCACCGUCGCAGAUCGGGAUUGGGAUGCUAUUGAUUCCGAGAUAUUGCAUAUGCUCGUUGGGGCGUUGCCGCCUCUGAUAUCGAAGGAGCUCCCCUUUGAGGUCGCUCGGCCAUUGAUGGACGUCUGCGUUGAGCUUGCUUUCAAAACGCCAAGCCAUUUGGCGGGCAUACUAACAUCACUGCGCACGCACAUGAUCGUAGUUGCCAGCCGGUGUACCAACAUGGAGGAGUACAGCGCGCUGUUGAACAUGGUGGUAACCAGGGUGGACGCCGGCGCCUCCCACUCACGCCUCAUCACGACGCUGUUGCUGCGGCUGUUUGAGCUCAUGCUCUCAGGCGUGCACAUGAGCAACGCGUUCCACGACUGCCGGAAUGCGGUGCAGACGUUGGUGGAUACGUCACUGUCGGCCAACUUCGCCUUCCUCAAAGCGUUGGUCGAGAGCCUGAUAGCGGCGCCGAACGAGAUUGCCGGCCAUUUCAUGCUGCUGUUCAUUGCGCAGCUGAUGAUGGAGUGCGCGCGCGAUCCAAAGAGCAGCGUGUUGCAGAAGCGCCGCUGUUUGCGCGUGCUGCAGACCAUUUCCGGCUACGUCUUCUCUGUGCUAAACGCCGUGGAGGAAUCGUGCGGAUUCUUACCGGAGUACGUGUCGUGCUUCAAGUGCAUGAGCACCCCGCUUUUCAAGAUUUCGGUGUUCGACCUCAACUUGCUGGAAGGCUGCGGGGACGGGCAUGCAGCCUCGGACCCCCGCCACUUCGACGCCCAGGCCCUGCACGAGGUGGCCGAGCGGUACAUGACCCAUUUGGGUGUUCACGCGCUGAGAGAAGGCAGCACCAGUGAUUUGGUGCUCCUGAUGUCGCUCAAGCACAUCGCGCGCGUGAACUCUGCCGGCGAAAUCUUGACAAGCCGACCGCUUAAGCGCCGCAUGGAGAGCCGGCCGUCGGGAGCCGUGGGUUCUACGUCUCUCUCACCGGAACAUGCUGGCGACCUGAAGCGGUUGAAGUGUACCGAUGAUAUGCCUUCGUCCGCAAUGAGCGAAUCAGUGGCGCUAUCACCCGAUGAUCCACCAUGCGCCACUCAAACGGACAGCCAAAGUCAUGAGGAAGUUGCGGAGUCGGUUGACGACACGGAAGAUGACGAGGAACCAAGUAGCAUCGUGGAUGCAGCGGACGCCAUUGGUGCGACCAAUAACCGCGAUGAAGGCUUUUUGAAUUUGAGCCCGAGCAUCGGAGAAUUCGAUGUGGCGGUGCAGGAGAGAUUGACGACCCACGACACACUCGAUCAUGGCCUCGACAACCACGACGACCGUUUGCUGCGUUUUGCGCGUAUAGUCUACCGCCUCUUCAAGGCCACCAGGGGGCAUCGACUCGACGGGCCGAUGGACGCGCAGCUCGGGCAGUACUUCCUCCUUCCGCCGCAGAGGCUGCUGCACCUGGAGGAUGCGUCCGAAGCCGGCUUGUGCUUUAAGGUUGUGCUAUACCACAUCUACAACGAGCUCUACCUGGGGAUAUGGCGCACCAUGACCAACGUCCUGUACACCACCAACGAGUACAGCCAGCUGAGUUCUGCGAGCUCCUUCCUCUACGAGGUUGUCACGCGGCGGUUCGAUUACUUGCGGUACCACGUCGUUCGCAAGUUGCUGGUGGCGUGUAUGGGCGACCAGUGUUACAUGGUGCGCCUGACCGCGUCUCGGCUGAUGUGCGAGUUCUUCAGCCGACCCCCCGACUCGGCCGAGGGCAUCGGCGACCAGCUGAUGGGCAGGGUGCUGCUUUCAAUGCGCGACGUCAACUGGAAAGUACGCCUGGCUGCGUGCAAAGCGGUGUUCCAGUACGUGAGGCGACAGGGAGUUGACAUGGGCGUCAUGCCUGCCAUAUCGGCAGUGGCCGAGCGCACGUGCGACCUUGAGAGGGAGCAGCCCCCCGUUCGCGACAUGGUCCUGAACACGCUCGCAUACAGCCUAUUCAGCACCGCAAACCCACUGCUGAAGUCGACGGGACGCAUGGACGAGGGCACCGUGGCCCUGGCGGAGCGUUUCGUCAAGGUGAUCCUGUACAAGAUGUGCGCAUUCAAGGCGCGUGAGAAUUACGUCCAGCGCGUGCUGGAGCACUACAAAUCGCACAUCACCGACGUGGAAAGCAGCUCAGACACCGGCUUUCUCCGCGGGUUGGCCAAACACGAGCUUCACGAGGCCGUCGCCAACCAUGCCAAAUCGGCACUGGAGAAGUGGAUGAGCCUCUUGCUGGACCUUUUCCUGCUCCGCCGCAGCGACGGCGCGUCCUUCCACGUGCUCGCUGAGGUGCUGUGCGUCUUGAAGCUCUUUGGCCAGGUGUGCCCGGAGCUUUUCGCGUCGUACCUCACCUACUUCCUGCCCUACCUCAGCUGCGACUCCGAGGAGACCUUCGACGCGAGUCGCAUGGAGGUCGUGGUGCUGGUAUGCAACCUGGUGGCCAUAGCAUCGGGGUACUCGAACGACCUGCGGAAGGUGGAAUCCAACGUUGUGCAGCUGCUCUCGUUUGACGCGCCCGCACUCACAAGGGCAGCCAUCCAGCUACUGGUUGCGCUGGGUUCGGCGCACCACAUCACAGCGGUAUUCGAGGAGGCAUUCACAUACCUGUCGAAUCUGCAGUCGGUGCUAGGUGCGGAGCACAUGGCGCCAGAGGAUAUCGUCAGGGUGAUGUCGUACAACGUCCUGCUGCGCAGCGCCUGGAAGCUGGGUUGCGUGGCCGAGUUCGCGGACCUCUCGAUGGAACUCUCAGGCGGGAAAAGCCGCGCGCAGGGCCUGUUCGACGUGCUGCUUUCGUUGAUCGAGGUCUUUUACGGCGCGGGUCUCUACAACGUCGCUGGCAUGCUCGUACAGUCCGUCGCCCGCAUGUUCAUCAACCUUCGCAACAUCGUCUGCAUCGAAUUCAAGGGCGUCAAACGCGUCGCGCGGAUGUUCAACAACGAAAACAUGACCGCAUGUGUCAUGAUGCUGCUCUACCAGCUGUUGACGGCGUACGGCAGACUGGCCUCGCCUUCGGAGCCGGACAGCGCGGUGGCCAGCGCCGACGCGCUGCGCACCGCGCAUAACGAAGUUUUCUGCUGCCUGGGCGGGUUCGUGGAGGGUUUCGUCGCCCUAUUGGCGGUCGACAACAACGUCGCACGAAGUCUGUCGGUCUGCGGUGGCGCGGACCCGGUGAUGAUACUGGAGAUCUGCAACAUGGUCCUCGUGAACAGGCUAACGAACCCUGAGGCCGUUAUCCCGUUUGUGUUCUGCCACAUUGUCUCGCAGGAGCUCAACAGCCAGCGGUUGGCCGAACAGGCACUCAAGACGCUCGCCCGCAACGACCCGGAUAUAUUCCUCUGCAGGUUGGCGUCAUGCCUGCAGUCGCUCCUGCUCUGCGUCAUCAUUGACUCGUUCGCCGUCAGCCUCAGGGCGCCUCCACGACCUGUAACGCCGCGCUCGUCGGCGGAGCUGUGCGGCAACGCCGCUGGCGAACAUAAAACUGGCGGCGGCGGUGGUGCCGCUGACGGGGCAGUGACCCCAACCGCCGCCGGCGAAGUGUCGCCGGCCGGGGCGAGCUCCGGGAGCGGCAAAGGCCAAAAUCGUGGAUUUAUACUGGGCUACGAGUCGGAGCACACCACGGCACGCGUGCGUGGGAUCGUCAGGCUGUUCGUGGAGGCGUUGGCCGCCGCUAAGCAUGCCAAGAGAGUGGUGAUAGCGCUGGUCGCGCAGCUGUCGGUCUGCUUUUCCCCUGACUUUCGACAAGCCGUUUCGGCGGCGGUGGAUUCGCAACACAUACCCGCGGAGGCGCUGCACGGACUGCGCGCCAGCAGCGGCGCCCGCCUGCCGCGCCAACUGAUGAAGCACAUCGGGCGCGCCAGAAAGGGCGACCCCGAAGGCAUAGUCCACUACUUCAUCCUGCUAUACGUGGACCUCCUAGCCACCGUGCUGGACCACCUGACGUUCCGGGACGCCAGCAUCGCGCGGUUCCUGCUCAAGCGUGUCGCGGAAUGCGACAAGACCGCCGCCAUGACCGGCCCGGAGGACAUCCGGCGCUACCGUGACGCUCGGCUCACAGCGCUCUCGUCGCGCAUAAGGCAAUUUUACAAUUAA
Babesia bigemina is the source of this 6270-nucleotide messenger RNA. RefSeq lists its product as hypothetical. Lineage: Eukaryota; Apicomplexa; Aconoidasida; Piroplasmida; Babesiidae. The transcript has a single exon. Bases 1 to 6270 code for a protein of 2089 amino acids. The record is from RefSeq and is a predicted model, not a curated record.